Messenger RNA from Penicillium cosmopolitanum, 825 nucleotides. RefSeq names its product class I SAM-dependent methyltransferase. The transcript has 5 exons. The record is from RefSeq and is a predicted model, not a curated record. The coding region runs from base 1 to 825 and encodes 274 amino acids. NCBI's taxonomy places the organism in Eukaryota, Fungi, Ascomycota, Eurotiomycetes, Eurotiales, Aspergillaceae.
AUGACCGACCAAGUCAAAUACAGGAAUGAAUAUCUGCUGGUCAGAUCCGCGGCUGAAACGAAUAUCGGGUACCUUCUACAUGGGGCUAUUGAACAGCAUGGCCAUAUGCGAAUCGCAGACGUUGGUACAGGAACAGGGAUAUGGCUCCGGGAGCUUGCGGAGGCUCUGCCAGAGAACUGUCAGCUUGACGGGUUCGAUCUGUCAGACGCUAUGUUCCCGAGCCAGGACGAAUUGCCAAGAAACAUUAAAUUUUAUCAUCAAAACUUACUCGAGCCGUUCCCAACCGAGCUUAUUGGUCAAUAUGAUGUUGUCAAUAUUCGAUUGAUGGUAGUUGCGCUGUCUGCUGGUGAAUGGGGACCAGCUGUGCGUAAUUUGAUGACGCUUCUCAAGCCUGGUGGAUGUCUGCAGUGGAUUGACUGCAUUGCACAUGAGUGUGUCAUUAAAGGGGUGCCAGAGGGAAAACAAGCUAACCAUGCCUUUUACUUUCACGACCUAUUCCGCCGAGUCUUAAUAUCUCUUGGCAAAACCCCAAACAUUGCCGCCCUGCACGGGAUUUUCCAGGACAGCGGUCUGGAAGCCUGUGAAGAAGACAUAAUUACCCUGGACCGACCGAGCGCACGGGAGGAACUGAGUCUUACGGUGGUUGAUGGGAUAAAUAAUUGUCUAACCGCGGCUCUUGGGUUGCACGAGUUGGAUCAAGUAGAAUCUGUUGAUGAGAUUCAGCAGCUCAGAGAGAAAGCCUUAGGUGAUUUGCAUAGCACCGGGUGCUACUACUGUUACGACGCUUAUGUCAUAUUGGGAAGGAAAGCAGGAGUCACUAAUUAG